This is a messenger RNA of Tripterygium wilfordii, 1059 nucleotides long. RefSeq names its product epoxide hydrolase A. Bases 24 to 977 code for a protein of 317 amino acids. The transcript is spliced from 3 exons. The record is from RefSeq and is a predicted model, not a curated record. Gene Ontology annotation, molecular function: hydrolase activity. NCBI's taxonomy places the organism in Eukaryota, Viridiplantae, Streptophyta, Magnoliopsida, Celastrales, Celastraceae.
UUUUGAGAGAAAUCAAUCAAGACAUGGAAGGGAUCAGGCACAGGAUGGUGAGUGUCAAUGGAAUUCAAAUGCACAUAGCAGAGAAAGGAGAAGGCCCAGUAGUUCUUUUCCUUCAUGGGUUUCCUGAAAUCUGGUAUUCAUGGAGGCAUCAGAUUGUUGGAUUGAGCUCACUUGGAUACCAUGCUGUUGCACCAGACCUUAGAGGGUAUGGAGACAGUGAAGCUCCAGCUGAUAUCAGUAGCUACAGUUGUCUUCACAUUGUUGGUGAUCUUAUUGAACUGAUUGAUUCCAUUGGAGCAGAGAAAGUUUUUCUGGUUGCUACUGAUUGGGGUGCCAUGAUUGGAUGGUAUUUGUGCUUGUUUAGGCCUGAUAGAGUUAAGGCAUUUGUGUGCCUCAGUGUCCCUUUUAGGCCAAGAAAUCCCAAGAUCAAACCUGUUGAGGCCAUGAAAGCUUUCUUUGGAGAGGACUACUACAUGUGCAGAUUCCAGGAACCAGGAACAAUGGAAGCUGAGAUAGCAAAACUUGGUGCUGCACAAGUAAUAAAGAAGAUUGUGACUGAUCGUGCACAGGGACCACCAUGCUUGCAGAAAGAAAACGCAUUUGGAACAGAACCGGACAGUUCAAUCCCAUUGCCUUUCUGGUUUACAGAGGCAGACCUUACUUACAAUGCCAACAAAUUUGACCAGAGAGGCUUCACUGGAGGGCUGAACUACUACCGCGCUCUGGAUUUAAAUUGGGAGCUAACGGCGGCAUGGACCAGCGCACAGGUGAAGGUACCAGUGAAGUUUAUUGUGGGGGAUCUGGACAUGGUGUAUACAACACCAGGAGUUAAGGAAUAUAUAGCAAGUGGUCUGUUCAAGAGGGAUGUGCCAUUGUUGGAUGAGGUGGUGGUAAUGGAAGGUGUGGGCCACUUCAUCAACCAAGAAAGAGCAGAGGAGAUCAACACUCACAUCUAUGAGUAUAUUAGAGAGUUCUGAUUCAGUUUCUUGUUCAAUGCUGGUUUUCUUGAUGAAUCCAUUCAAUGUUUGAAACAUUCACAUGUCGUUAAGCAGUUUGUGU